UUAUUGUGUGGUGUUCACUAUCCGUGUACAUUUCUUUUAAUAUAGUAGAUUGGUGUUUUUUUAGUUUAACAUCUUUCGCGUUCCAACUUUAUCCAAAAUCAUCCAACUCUAGAUCCAAAACAAUGGCUCCUCGUUAUGAGCUUGCGGUUGGUAUGAAACGUGGUCAUAAGACCACAAAAAUCGAAAGAGUCGGUAAAGUCAGUGGCAAGGAACUUUCAGCCAAAAGUGAAAAACUCAGACAAGCCCGUACCAAAGGCCGUUUGACAAAACACAACAAAUUCAUUAGAGAUGUUGUUAGGGAAGUGAUGGGUCAUGCACCAUUUGAAAAGCGAGCCAUGGAAUUGUUGAAGGUAUCCAAAGAUAAACGUGCAUUGAAAUUCUUGAAACGACGAUUGGGAACCCACAUCCGAGCCAAGAGGAAGCGUGAAGAACUUAGCAACAUUUUGUUACAAAUGAGAAAGGCCCAAGCUACCCAUACAAAAUAAUUUCAAAGCUAAUAAUAUCUUUGUUUGAUGUAUAAUAAAAUAUUGACUGCUGAGAAA
Molecule: messenger RNA, 542 nt
Organism: Sipha flava (yellow sugarcane aphid)
Lineage: Eukaryota; Metazoa; Arthropoda; Insecta; Hemiptera; Aphididae
Gene: RpL36
Product: 60S ribosomal protein L36
Exons: 4
Coding region: 123-485 (120 amino acids)
Biological process (GO): cytoplasmic translation
Cellular component (GO): ribosome; cytosolic large ribosomal subunit
Molecular function (GO): structural constituent of ribosome
Source: RefSeq, a predicted model, not a curated record